CUGGACGACUGGCUAAUCUGUGCACCAAGCCGUCACAAGGUUCUAAGAGAUACAGAGGCUGUUAUCAACCAUGUACAAGAGCUUGGGUUCCGCAUGAAUCUCAAAAAAAGCAAUGUCGAACCACGGCAAGAGACCGUAUUUGUAGGGUUAGUUUUGAACACCUUAACAAUGACCGCAUAUCUGUCCCCACAGAGGGUAGCAAGGUUAUCUGCCCUGGCACUAUCUUUCCGCUUAGGCAAGCGGAUGGAGUUGGCACAGUUCCAAAGAUUACUGGGGAUGAUAUCGGCAGCAAUAAAGGUAGUGCCUCUGGGAUUGCUCAAAGCACGACCAUUGCAAUGGUGGAUCAACAAAUUUCAACUCCACCCAAAAUUACACAGGCGAGUGAAGUUGAAAGUCACACAGAAAUGUGUUCAGGCUCUGCGUCCAUGGAUAAGCAGCAGCAGGUUGGGUCAAGGUGUUCCUCUGGGAAAUAUACCAGCGAGGAGAAUGGUGGUGACAACCGAUGCUUCUCUGAAAGGUUGGGGGGCUGUCUGGCAAGGAAGAUCAGUCAGAGGCUCAUGGAUGUUCCCAUGGACUAUGGAACACAUCAAUGUGCUGGAGCUGAGAGCAAUCUAUCUGUCUUUGAGACACUUGAUUCCGUUCCUACAGGACAGGCAUGUCCUUGUAAGAACCGACAAUAUGUCGGCAGUUUAUUACAUCAAUCACCAAGGAGGCACCAGGUCAUUGCGCUGCCUCCAGGAAACCAGGAGACUUCUGUUUUGGGCUCACCCGAGACUCGCCUCUCUCAGGGCAAUUUACAUACCCGGAAAAGUGAACCGGGCAGCGGAUCUCCUCUCCCGAACUGGACCUCUCCCAGGGGAAUGGCGAUUACACCCGGAGGUGGUGCAUCUCAUUUGGACCCGGUUUGGGAGAGCCCACACCGACCUGUUUGCAUCAGCCGAGACAACCCAUUGCAAGAUGUGGUUCUCUCUGAGUGGCCAAGGAGGGCCUUUGGGACUGGAUGCACUGUCUCACGAGUGGCCGGGAGGUUUAUUAUAUGCUUUUCCUCCCCUACCAUUGAUUCCUCAUGUGCUCAAAAGGGUGGAUCUGGGAUGUUACAAGAUCUUACUGAUCGCCCCGAAAUGGCCAAAGAGACAUUGGUUCCCACUUCUCCUACGUCUGGUACAGGGCCAUCCAUGGCCACUACCAACCAGAACAGACCUUCUCUCUCAAGUGGAGGGACAGAUCUGGCACCCAAACCCAGCCACAUUACAACUCUGGGUUUGGCCCCUACUGAGCCCCUCUCUUGUCAGCUAGAGGAGGCAGUAAGGAGAACCAUAAAUAAUUCUAAAGCGCCUUCCACUUGGGAUAACUACUCGAGUAAGUGGCGUGUGUUCUCUAACUGGUGUCAGGACAAAAACUUGGACCCCAUGAAUUGUGUUCUCGAUUCCAUUUUAUGCUUUCUUCAGUCACUUUUAGACUCAGGAAAAAAAGUCAAUACCGUACGAGUUUAUGUGGCGGCUAUUUCCCAUUUCCACAGUAUUGUGGAAGGUUUAUCAGUUGGUAAACACAUGUUGGUUACUCAAUUUCUCAAAGGUGCACGUCGCCUCUAUCCAGACAAAAGGCUGAGAUCACCAUCCUGGGAUCUUCCCAUGGUUCUUCAGUCAUUGACUAGAGCCCCAUUUGAACCAUUGGCCCAGACGGAUCUUAAAUCACUGACGUGGAAAACAGUUUUUCUUCUUGCUAUCUGUUCAGCAAAGAGAGUGGGUGAGUUACAUUCGUUAGCAGUAAGUGAAGACUGUCUGAGAUGGAAGGCAAACUAUUCAGGGGUCUCUCUCUGGCCGAACCCGGCUUUCCUGCCUAAAGUUCUUAAUACUUGCACGAUCAAUCAAGUAAUCGAACUUGCAGCGUUUCAACCUGAUCCUGAUCUCUCUUGUACAGAACUUGAUCUUGCUACCUUAUGUCCAGUUCGAGCACUUCGCACAUACAUUGAGCGGACACAGUCGUUACGACAUUUACACACUCAGUUGUUUUUGUGUUUCGAUAAGAAAAGUAUCGGAAAACCAGCCUCGAAACAGCGCCUAUCACAUUGGAUAGUAGACACUAUUGCACACACAUACUCCAGUCAGAGCUUACCAGUCCCAGGGAACCUGGUAGCUCAUUCUACCAGGAGUCUUGCCACAUCCUGGGCAGCACUGAAGGGGGUGGCACUAACGGACAUAUGUGCAGCGGCAUCAUGGAGCUCACCUUGUACCUUUGCCCAGUAUUACAGGGUCAAUGUGGCGGACCCAGUUACGCUUGGGUCCACAAUUCUGCUCUCGGCCGCUAAGCAGGGAUGUAAAGAAGGAGAGGCUUACAUUCCCUCGUGACCUUGAUGGCACUAGUCAUCCAAGGUAAGACCGUGGUGACGGUCUGAGUGAGGUCGAAAUAGAUCGUAAGUUAUGACUAUAACUAUGGAUCUAUGAGACCGAAUGAUGACCGUCACCAUUUCUUGUCACUCGGGAUGAACUGAGGCGUUCCAGGCAAGAGGAAGUGUUCGGUUCAUCCGGAUGUUUUAUAGGGAACCAACCACUAGGGGUCAGUCACCUGACAUUGUUUACAUUAGGUCUCGAGGAGAGCUGGCAGAAUGGCGUCAUUCAAGGUAAGACCGUGGUGACGGUCAUCAUUCGGUCUCAUAGAUCCAUAGUUAUAGUCAUAACUUACGUUAUUUGUGCACAUACAUUCAUUAAGAACUAAUAAUUACAUAUGUGUGUACAUGAAGAGGUAUUUUAGUUAUUACAGCUACAUAGUUGUUCAGAUGUGAAAUUGGUAUUAUGUACAAGUACUAUAUUGGUCAGCACUGUGGAUUAUUUCAUAUAUAACUAUCAGUUAACAUCAGCAUCAAAGACAUUUAAAAACAUUUCAGCUUAAUUCAUUUUCAGCGAGUUUUUUAAAAAACAUCUGUUUGCGAUCUAAUGUGGAUUUUGUUCACCAUAUAAGACAGAAAUAUUUAUAUUCAAUGUAAAAGAUCUUCAUGUGGAUCAUGCAUACAAAUAUAUACAAAUAUCUCACUGGAUUAUUACAAUUAAUGGCAAAAUGUGUGGAAAUGUAAACUAAUAUAUCCAACUGACACACUACAGUAAAAGAUAUAAAUAAUUGGCUUAAUUAAAACAAUUUUUUUUCAGUUAGAAAAUACUAACAUGCCUAAUACUUCUGCACAGUACUGUAUAUAUUAAUAUUUUAUUAGUAGUAUUAUAAAAGAAUGAGUAUGCAGUUGUGACAAUCUAUAGAGUUUGUUUAAAGCAAGGCUGUAUGUAUUCAGUGUUUAUAUAAUGUUUAAUAACUUUGAUAUACAUGUAUAAAUAAACCUAUGUAUGUUUUUGAUUCAACAGCUUCCCCUGGAAAUCCUCAGGGAAGUUAUUUUGUCUAUUUGACACUUUCUCUGGUUUGCAGAUGGUUUAGGGUUGUGCGCCGAAGUUUUUCGGAAAGCGGCACAGUUUGCCUGGCUAGAGAUUGUGGCCAACUGGAAGAAUUGUCCUCCUGUCUCCUGACCGGAACGAGUUCAGACGGAUGUACAGCAUCAGGGAAUGCUUUAACCCACCAGGGUACAGGGAAGAGAACGGCGUGGUGAUCUUCUGGGCUGUUGUUUACACAGGAUUUUCUUCCAAGGACUGAAACACAUUUGUGUGUUAAGUUCAUUGAAGGGAAAUAGAGAAUCAACUGAGAUCAACUGGUUUUGAUGUAUUAAUUGAUGUCAUUUAAAGUUAAACUUUGCAGUGUAUAAUGUUUUAAUAACAAAUCUAUGGCAAACACGUGCAUGACAACAGGUUUCAGUCAUUUAGAGUCUAUCGUUCUUUAAGGUUUCUCAUAUUUGAUGGUAACAUCAUUUGCUAUGCAUUGCUCAUAAUGAAUUCUUAAUUUAGUUGUGACAAUUCGGUGUAAUAUUUCAAUUACCAAUGAUUUUAUAAAGUGUUUAAAGGGGUGGUUAAAUGUAUUAUGUUUUUAUAUAGAAGCGAGUAACUAAAUAAAUUCAGGAUUAAUGAGGUUUUCAGUAGUGCAGUUCAGAAAACAAAUGUUUUGUCAGCUACAAUGCACACUUUAUACAUUUUUAAUAUAUAUUAAAAUAAAAUGGGUAAUUGUCUUAAGGGAACCUGAAAAAAAAAAAAAAAAAAACUUUCACAGGAAUGUGCCUGAAAGUGAUAAACGGGCCUCAUUUUUACCUAAAUUAUUUAUUCUUUAUUUUAAUAUAUAUACAAAAUGUAUAAGGUGUGCAUUGUAGCUGACACCUAAAUUAACACAUUACAAUAGUUUUAUGACUGCAAGUCUUUCUCCUCAAAUGCUACUGACGUUAGAAAAGUGUACACCAAUAUCGCAUGUAACUUUAGAGACGGUCCCUAAAUUUGAGACUCGUCCAACGUCAAGCCAAAUUUAUGCCCGUUUUUUUUUGUUUUUUUUACUUUUAGUUUUCCUUUCUCUUCGCUGGAUUGCUGAUGUACUCUACCCGGGCAUAGAUGUUCAUCCAUCAAUUAUGAACAUUCAGCCGCAAACAUGAGGUGCGAGCGGUCGCGACCGCGGAUGGGAGAAUGGAGGAAGUUUCUUUCUUUUUUUUUUUUUUGGAGCAACUGGGGUGCCCCCUCCGGGAGUUGGUGCCCUACGCAGACUUCGUUACUCUGCGUUUAGGGAGCGACGGCACUGAACACCUUUAAUAUCGAGAUUUGAUUAAUGUUCUACUUUUGAUUUAUUCAUUCAAAUAUUGCCGAAUUCCGUGACGUUCUGCUUUAUAAGCAAGUUCCAUUUCCGCGAUUCAAUCCCUGUCUCUUUUCAAACACAAACGCGGUGAAUUUAUGAAUGAAAGUGUGAAAGUUAGUUCUGACACAAAACGAAGUUGUUACUUAUCCUCACGCUUUUUAAAAGUGAUAAUUUAUUGAUAGAUAAUCAAUUAUUACCCAGCUUUUCCUCCUGAGUCUCAGGCCGGUGACACACUGCGUGUCGUGAGCGUGACGCUUCUGCUGCGUGGCGGCUGCUUCGAGUUUUCUGUGUUUUUAUACAGUCUAUGGUCUUUACACACCUGAAUCGCUGCUGCUGCUGUAGGGGACAUAGAGGGAGACCACCGACAGACCAGGGUCUUGUCUUCAUGACUACAGUAUCUGUACUUCAUGUUGAGCAUAAAUAUAAAGCCUCCUGAUAAAGGACACCGUCAACAGUAUUGAUGGCAAAAUAGACUAUGUUUGACAGGUGUUAUACUUGAAAAUCGAAAAGUAUUAAUUUCUUUUUACAGUUCGGGAGUUCGUAGCGGGAUCGCGAAUCAUUUGAGUCAGU
This is a messenger RNA of Carassius gibelio (silver crucian carp), 5277 nucleotides long. RefSeq lists its product as uncharacterized. The record is from RefSeq and is a predicted model, not a curated record. The transcript is spliced from 2 exons. Bases 94 to 1296 code for a protein of 400 amino acids. NCBI's taxonomy places the organism in Eukaryota, Metazoa, Chordata, Actinopteri, Cypriniformes, Cyprinidae.